GUCUUAACUGAGACGGGGGCAAGGCAGGAGAGGGUGGAGGAAAUUCUGCAGGAGACAGGCUUCCUCCAGGGUCUGGAGAACCCAGAGGCAGCUCCUCCUGACUGCUGGGAAGGACUCUGGGCAUCUUCAGCCCUUCUUACCCUCUGAGGCUCAAGCCAGAAAUUCAGGCUGCUUGCAGAGUGGGUGACAGAGCCACGGAGCUGGUGUCCCUGGGACCCCCUGCCCGUCUUCUCUCCACUCCCCAGCAUGGAGGAAGGUGGUGAUUUUGACAACUACUAUGGGGCAGACAACCAGUCUGAGUGUGAGUACACAGACUGGAAAUCCUCGGGGGCCCUCAUCCCUGCCAUCUACAUGUUGGUCUUCCUCCUCGGCACCACGGGCAACGGUCUGGUGCUCUGGACCGUGUUUCGGAGCAGCCGGGAGAAGAGGCGCUCAGCUGAUAUCUUCAUUGCUAGCCUGGCGGUGGCUGACCUGACCUUCGUGGUGACGCUGCCCCUGUGGGCUACCUACACCUACCGGGACUAUGACUGGCCCUUUGGGACCUUCCUCUGCAAGCUCAGCAGCUACCUCAUCUUCGUCAACAUGUACGCCAGCGUCUUCUGCCUCACCGGCCUCAGCUUCGACCGCUACCUGGCCAUCGUGAGGCCAGUGGCCAAUGCUCGGCUGAGGCUGCGGGUCAGCGGGGCCGUGGCCACGGCGGUUCUGUGGGUGCUGGCCGCCCUCCUGGCCAUGCCUGUCAUGGUGUUACGCACCACCGGGGACCUGGAGAACACGACCAAGGUGCAGUGCUACAUGGACUACUCCAUGGUAGCCACUGUGAGCUCAGAGUGGGCCUGGGAGGUGGGCCUGGGGGUCUCGUCCACCACCAUGGGCUUUGUGGUGCCCUUCACCAUCAUGCUGACCUGUUACUUCUUCAUCGCCCAAACCAUCGCUGGCCACUUCCGCAAGGAGCGCAUCGAGGGCCUGCGGAAGCGGCGCCGGCUACUCAGCAUCAUCGUGGUGCUGGUGGUGACCUUUGCCCUGUGCUGGAUGCCCUACCACCUGGUGAAGACGCUGUACAUGCUGGGCAGCCUGCUGCACUGGCCCUGUGACUUUGACCUCUUCCUCAUGAACAUCUUCCCCUACUGCACCUGCAUCAGCUACGUCAACAGCUGCCUCAACCCCUUCCUCUAUGCCUUCUUUGACCCCCGCUUCCGCCAGGCCUGCACCUCCAUGCUCUGCUGUGGCCAGAGCAGUUGCGCGGGCACCUCCCACAGCAGCAGUGGGGAGAAGUCAGCCAGCUACUCUUCGGGGCACAGCCAGGGGCCCGGCCCCAACAUGGGCAAGGGUGGAGAACAGAUGCACGAGAAAUCCAUCCCCUACAGCCAGGAGACCCUUGUGGUUGACUAGGGCUGGGAGCAGAGAGAAGCCUGGCACCCUCGGCCCUCCCCAGCCUUUGCCCUUGCUUUCUGAAAAUCAGGGUCAGUGGCCCUUUUCCUAAGGAGGCCUCCUGCUUGCCAUGGGCCAAAAGGCACGGGGUGGGUUUUUUUCUCUCCCUACCCUCAGGAUUGGACCUCUUGGCUCUGCUGGAUUGGGGAUCUGGGAAUAGAGACUGGAGCAGGUGUGAUGGGGCAGAUGGCAUGAUGUCUACACUGCCAGAGAGACCGUGCGGAUGAAAUUAAUAGUGGGGCCUUUGUGAGCUAGCGGCGGGGAGUGUCUAUUCCGGGUUUUGUUCUUGGAGGACUAUGAAAGUGAAGGACAAGACAUGAGCGAUGGAGAUAAGAAAAGCCCAGCUUGAUGUGAAUGGACAUCUUGACCCUCCCUGGAAUGGCACCACCUCUGGGGGCAGAGGGAGGAGGAGAGGGGAAGGGGCUCCUCACAGCCUAGUCUCCCCAUCUUAAGACAGCAUCUUCCACAGAGUCACCUCCUCUGCCCAGAGCUGUCCUCAAAGCAUCCAGUGAACACUGGAAGAGGCUUCUAGAAGGGAAGAAGUUGUCCCUCUGAGGCCCCUGUGGGUGACCUGCAGAGACUUCCUGCCUGGAACUCAUCUGUGAUCUGGCACAGAAGCAGAGGAGGCUGCCUGCUGUGAUACCCCCUUACUUCCCCCAGUGCCUUCUUCAGAAUGUCUGCACUGUCUUCUGACCCUGUUAGUCACUGUGGUUCAUCAAAUAAAACCGUUUGUGUAA
Molecule: messenger RNA, 2165 nt
Organism: Symphalangus syndactylus (siamang)
Lineage: Eukaryota; Metazoa; Chordata; Mammalia; Primates; Hylobatidae
Gene: APLNR
Product: apelin receptor
Biological process (GO): neutrophil chemotaxis; positive regulation of cytosolic calcium ion concentration; immune response
Cellular component (GO): membrane; external side of plasma membrane
Molecular function (GO): C-C chemokine receptor activity; C-C chemokine binding
Source: RefSeq, a predicted model, not a curated record